AUAUCUUGAAUGUAUUUAUGCAGCGGUGGCAGGCAAGCAAGGCAUUUAAGGCAUUACAGUGAAGUGAAAUCGAACCGUCAAAACCAUAUUGUUGAUGUUAAACUUCAUGAAAUUAUUGUAAAUUCAUCAUCAUGGUUAGAACAGUGUAUUCCCCAGAAUACUGCCUUCAGUAUCUUGAACAGUAUGCAUCAAAAGAAACUUUUGUGAUAGGACUUAUUCUAGGUCAGACGACAGAUUCACGUGAAAAUGUGAUACACUUGGCUCGUACUCCAGAAGAGAAAAGUUCUGACAAUGCCGCGGAGAAUGAGACAUUUUCAGCCUCAGAAAAGCCUGAGGUUAUUAAGAGCUUGGCGGGAGUGUCGGAAGCAUGGAUAGCAGACCACGCCAAACAUGUUACUAGAAUGCUGCCUGGAGGGAUGUUUGUUCAAGGUAUAUUCAUCACAAGUGAUGAAGAUAUAUUUGAGGACCCAAACAGCUUCAGCAGAGUGAGAGCAAUACUGAAUUACACAUACAAGUCACUCAACACAAACCCAUAUAUGUACGGCAAUUGUCCAGGGGUAACAGAACGGCUCGUUCUCCACAUGUCAACAAGUACAAAAGUCCUCACAUGUAAGAGUGUGGAAGUUGGUUCCGUAAAGAAUCUUUUCGCAAAGCCAGUUGACUGGAAAUUUUUGCCGAAGCCACAGCAGUGGCAGAGGCUGGACUGCUAUUUUGAAUUUGAUGAUGUUUACCCGGUCAUUGUGAAGAAGAGUGGUAUUUCUGUUAAGCAACAAUUUCAACAAAUAUUGGAAUCAGCACAGAAGACAAUUGAGUCCAGCGUUAUGUUUAUAGACGGAGAGCUAAAGACCGGUUCAGAAGCUUUAGAGAAUCUAAAUAAGAAAAAGAAACCCAAAACAAAUGCAAAAGUCACUCAGCAAGAAGUCCUGAAGUCCAUGCAAGUGUCAUUGUUUGUGCCAUUUGAGACCUGUCUCCCAGAAACGGUCGAAUACCUAGAAUGCGACGGCAGCAUACACUUCAGCGGCGUCGUCUCGUCCAGUGUGUUCCUAUACCCUAAAGCGACGGUUUGCGAAGCCAUCACCGCAGUCAAACAGGACAUAGUGCGGUCGCUGGCUUCCCGGUUCACUAUGCACUGUGAUGCCUUGAUCGAUGACAAUCUAUUGCCUGAAGAGAAAGUGUGCUUCAACGAGCCGCCUCGACGCGUCCUCGUGCCGGUGGGCUGCCUGUUCCUGUGCGACUACCUGUUCCCCGGCGAGGCGCCCGCCGAGGCGCUGCUGUCCGUGCGCGAGCUGCUGGACCUGCACAUCACGGAGGCCGACGUCGUGUGCGAUGUAGAGACGCCUGCAGAUACUUCAGAAUUCGACGCCCUUGACCGCGACGCCAGCAGCGAGGAACUCCUCGCGACUCCACAAGAAGCCAGCCAAUUCAUGUACAUAACCGGCAUUUGUUUCGCCUUGUUCGUACUAAUAAUCUCCAUAUUUGUGCACUAUUACGAUACGAUAGUCGUAUGCCUGAGCAAGUUGUCCAAGUCUAACUAAAUAUUCACUAGUCAAAACAGACGCCACGGCUAAGUCAACACACCGACUUGACAAGCGGCACUGUAUAAGCGUUACCAAGAACGUCAAGUUCCUAUGAAAUUUUGACUUUUAAAGAGGCGCUGCCACACUUUGUAGCUUCUGUUGCGGUUAUUAGUUAGCCUAUUCGGACUAUCGGACCAACGGCGACAAAAAUAAUAGCGAUCAACUUUCCUUGAGCGAGAGAUGUAGAACACGUAAUAAAAGGCACGUUUUAAAAAGGCGUACAACAUACCCGUAUAUAAUUUUGUCGUACAUAGUUUGAUUUGGUUGAUAACAAUGACAAUUGAGACUAUGACGAACAAAAGAAUAAACGACUCUCUAUUGAAAGUAGCGUACGAGUUUAAUAUUCAUUUGUCUCGUCUAUGUAUUGAUGAUGUCAGAAAGUUUCUAACAUUGCGAAAUUUUCACUUGGAAAUUUUUCGGAAACAUUUACAUUUUUGUAUAGUAAUCGAAUCCGUUUCAAAGUUCCAUUUGUUUCCUGUGAAAUUUCAUUGAUAUUUCCGAGAUCUUUUCCAAGUCUGGAAACUUUCUGCAACUUGCACAUCAGGGUGGCUUGCCAAGGUGAUAAUCACUUGCGCUACGACAACGAAACGUUUUGUGUUUCUCUAUCACUUUUCGGUAUUAGUGCGACACUGAAAGUUGCGUUUCGUUCGCUACGGAGCGUAAACGAUUGGCAUGUUGGCUACGCACCCUGUGCACUUGCCUUAUAUUUAAUCUUAGUUAAUAGCUAUACGUUCACUAGCUGUUAACGCUGUCAGCAAAUAGUUUUUCAAAGAUAAAACACUCUCGCAAAGAAAAAACUUGCCUAUCGUUAGUCCCUAAUCCCCGUUGGUCAGACAAGCUGUAAAGCAGUAUUUCGGCAAUUUCAAACCAAACUCCAUUUCAAUAAAUUUGAACCCUUUGAACGCCACGUCUAUUGUUUACAACGCGCUUUUCAACCUUACCGGUAUGCACGAAGGUUGAUAUUGCACUGUAACCGAGCGCGUCAGUUGGCGGUUCAAAGGCAAGGCUCGGAGACCGCUUAAAUUUCUAAACCGUUAUCAUGUACUUGGCGGAAAACUUUUCAAUUUCGGUUUCACUCGAAAAACCGUUAUUUUUAAACCGGUUUUUACGAGAACAAUUCUUGUCAAAUUAACUGGUUUAUAGCAAUUAAAACCGGUUUCUACCUAUGUCGGUGUCUAUGUUUACAUGGCACACCAACAAGCCGGCAGACCGUUUCGUCGCUCGUCGAAUAAACCGGUUUUAUUAGGUGAUAAUAAAGUUCUUUAAACGUUCGCAUUCUUAUAAAAUUUUGGAAGAAAACCGAAAUAAACCGGUAUUUACCGAUAUUUUAUAAACCGGUUCCGAGCCUUGGUCAAAUGGUUAAACUAACUUGAAAAACACAAACUUAUAAAUUGGGCUCUGGCUAAAUAUAAAAUGCCAAAUGGCUUGAAAUAGCCAAAUUACUGCUCGUUACGCUGGAACAACUUUUAUAGCCAUGGAACAUUUUUAUAUUCAUCUGAGCAAACUGGUAAUCUCGCCCCAGACGGGUAAAUUCCAAUUUUCCUUUAUUUCAAGAACACGAUUACAGUAUUCAUGCAUUUAUUGUACUAGUGAAUAACUAACAUAAUAAAUAUUGAUUGGAGAAGAAUUGUGUUAAUUCUAUGGAAAAUCGUGUUCCUAAUUUGAUGUGAUUAUUUGGUGGUCUUCACCAGCUAUCAAAUUCGAAGCCCGAUUUGUCCUAGACUUAACACAUCUGAAGGCUCUUACACAGAAUGUUGGCUGUGCCGCCAACAAUUCACAGCGGGUAUUUGAGCCGCCGGGCUGGCAUGGCCUGCCGGGCCUGAUUGUACCGGCGGCAUAAACGCGCGACAAAAACCCGCUAUAGGCGCUUAGCAUACUGGAUCCGAUUCCCACGUCGCUCCGAUGUUUGUGCGAGACAACUAUAUGCGCGCAUUAUAACGUUUAACGACAUCUCGCUCGCACGACGUGCGAAUCGGAUUCAGUGCGUUAAGCGCCAGGUUUAAGAGACGACUGAUGUGCUGUCGGAUAUUUUCGAAAUUGCAAAAUGUCCACGUGGAAAAGUUUCAAAAACUUCACAUAUAUUUGUAUGAUAAUCGAAAUUUUCCAUUUCCUAAAUGAAAAUUUCCUUUAUCCAAACAAAUUUUCAUGAUAUUUCCGAUAACUUUUCCAACUAUUUUGGAAUCUUUCCGCAACUGUAAUCUUAUACAUAUGAACAAUAAAUCUUUAAUAAUACUGAAUAACUCGUGUAUAAACUGAUAUAGGUUAUUCAAUAAAAUAAAAUGAAUUGAUUUUAUAAUUAUAGAAUUAGAAAUUUUAUUUGUGACAAGAUUUGUGUAGGUAAGACGGUUCUAUUUUUAUGGCCACUUUUUUAUGUACAGAGGACGGAGGUUGCUGCGUUGAAUUGUGUAAUAUUACUUAUUAAAAAAAUUAUAUCUGA
Molecule: messenger RNA, 4014 nt
Organism: Cydia pomonella (codling moth)
Lineage: Eukaryota; Metazoa; Arthropoda; Insecta; Lepidoptera; Tortricidae
Product: protein odr-4 homolog
Exons: 7
Coding region: 132-1535 (467 amino acids)
Biological process (GO): intracellular protein localization
Cellular component (GO): endomembrane system
Source: RefSeq, a predicted model, not a curated record